This is a messenger RNA of Ascoidea rubescens DSM 1968, 655 nucleotides long. RefSeq lists its product as uncharacterized. Gene Ontology annotation, molecular function: protein methyltransferase activity; S-adenosylmethionine-dependent methyltransferase activity; nucleic acid binding. The coding region runs from base 42 to 428 and encodes 128 amino acids. The record is from RefSeq and is a predicted model, not a curated record. Gene Ontology annotation, cellular component: eRF1 methyltransferase complex. The transcript has a single exon. Gene Ontology annotation, biological process: methylation. NCBI's taxonomy places the organism in Eukaryota, Fungi, Ascomycota, Saccharomycetes, Ascoideales, Ascoideaceae.
UGAAUUUAGAAAAGAGCGGUAUCUCAAGACUGAAUUGUGUGAUGGAUUCAGUGCAAUGCAGUUUGACAUCGUGUGUGGUGAACAAUUCAGUGGAUUUGUUGGUUUUCAAUCCACCAUAUGUGCCAUCAGCCAACAGCGAGAUUCCCACAAUUAAUGGACAAAGCAACAUUGACCAAGACAGUGGUGCAUGGCUAGAUAUGGCGUUGAAUGGAGGUGACGAUGGAAUGAUAGUGACAGCAAAGUUGUUGGACAAUUUGCAUGAUAUUCUCGCCGACAAUGGGGUUGCCUAUAUAUUGUUCUGUGCUCGAAACAAGCCAGAUGAUGUGUACAAACAGAUGAAAGAGAGAAAAUUGCAAGUGGAAAAAGUGAUAUUCCGAAAAUGUGGGUGGGAAGAGCUCAGUGUGUUGAGAUUGUGGAAGCGAAAAUAAGAUACUGAUUUGUGAAUGUGUAUUUGAUAAUGUCAGAAAUAUACCUAUAUAUAUAUAGAUAUUUAAAGAAAAAUAUGUACUCACCAACUAUGAUAUAGUAUAUUAGAGCAAGUGAAUUAUUAGAAGUAUACAGCUUCAUUUAUAAGUUUUUGUUUUUAAUCUUUUCCUUUUCAUUUCUUACUUGUUACGAUGUUUUGGAAUUUAUAUAUUUAAUAAAAAAUUAAAAU